Messenger RNA from Erigeron canadensis, 969 nucleotides. Its product is annotated as cinnamoyl-CoA reductase 1-like. The coding region runs from base 1 to 969 and encodes 322 amino acids. The record is from RefSeq and is a predicted model, not a curated record. The transcript has 6 exons. NCBI's taxonomy places the organism in Eukaryota, Viridiplantae, Streptophyta, Magnoliopsida, Asterales, Asteraceae. Gene Ontology annotation, molecular function: oxidoreductase activity, acting on the CH-OH group of donors, NAD or NADP as acceptor.
AUGGCAGAAAAUAAUAAAAACAAAGGAAAGAUAGUGUGUGUAACAGGAGCAGGUGGUUUUGUAGGAUCUUGGCUGGUCAAGAUAUUGUUAUCUUAUAACUAUACUGUUCAUGGCACUGUUAGAGACCCAUUGGAUGAGAAAAACGCACAUUUGAAAAGCCUAGAGAAAGAAUAUAAGAAUUUGAAGCUUUUCAAAGCAGACCUUCUGGACUACGAGUCUCUUUGUGCAGCUAUUACGGGAUGUGAUGGUGUGUUCCAUAAUGCGAGUCCAGUUCCAUCUAGUUCUGUUCCAAACCCAGAGGUAGAAGUGAUUGAGCCAGCAGUUAAUGGUACACUAAAUGUACUCAAGGCAUGUUGUGAAGUAAAUGUCAAGAAAGUUGUGUAUGUGUCCUCUAUAGCUGCUAUUAUGGUCUUACCUAAUAGACCCACAGAUCGACCAUUGGAUGAGACUUUUUGGUCUGACCAAGAAUUCUGCAAGUCAAAUAAUGAAUGGUAUUGUCUUUCUAAGACGCAAGCAGAAAGCCAGGCUUGGGAAUUCUCAAAAAGAAAUGAUAUUGAUUUUGUGUCGGUAUGCCCAAGUCUUGUAAUUGGACCCAUGUUACAGAACACAAUCAAUACUAGUAGCAUGAUUCUUAUGAAGCUUCUUAAAGAAGGAAAUGAAGUUGAAAACAGGCCGAAGCUGGUUGUAGAUGUACGUGAUCUAGCAGAAGCACUGAUUUUAGUGUAUGAAAAACCGGAGGCCAAUGGAAGAUACAUAUGCUCAUCACACGAGGACAGAACAAAAGAAUUUGUAGAAAUACUGAAGAAACACUAUCCUGACUACAAGUAUCCUACUAAAUUUAUCGAGCCAAAAGGGAUAUUUACAGUUACAUCUGCGAAACUACAGAAGUUGGGUUGGAGUUAUAGACCACUUGAAGAAACACUGGUUGACUCAGUCAAUAACUAUGCUCAAAAUGGUCUUUUGGGUUAA